Plasmopara halstedii is the source of this 1650-nucleotide messenger RNA. RefSeq names its product smarcc1 protein. NCBI's taxonomy places the organism in Eukaryota, Oomycota, Peronosporomycetes, Peronosporales, Peronosporaceae. The transcript has a single exon. Gene Ontology annotation, molecular function: protein binding. The record is from RefSeq and is a predicted model, not a curated record. The coding region runs from base 1 to 1650 and encodes 549 amino acids.
AUGGCGACAUCGUUGCCACCCUCAUCGUCUGCCAGUGCCAUUCCUUCUUCAUCCUUUGUUUCGACAGCACCAGUCAUGACAAAUGCAGUUGAAUCUUCGCAACAUAUCGAAUUAGACCCUCAGACUGACCAUGAUGACUCAGAAAGCUCUCGUACCGUCGCAGUUCCACGCUGUAGUACGUGGUUUGCUAUGGAUAAAAUCAAUCCGAUUGAAAAGCGUAUGCUGCCUGAAUUUUUUGGUGUCAAUGCCGCUAAAACCGCCGAAUUGUAUUUGAAAUACCGCAAUUUUAUGGUCCAUGCAUACCGUCAGCAGCCGAGCGUCUACCUCACGGCAACAGCGUGUCGUCGUAAUCUAGCGGGUGAUGCCUGUGCAAUCUUACGAGUACACGAGUUUUUAACCCAUUGGGGAUUAAUCAACUUUCACGUUCCACCUCAUGCCAUGCCUCCAGCAGUGCACCCAAAUUAUGCGCUUAAAAGUGUUGAAGAGACUCAUAUUAAAGAAGAAAUGGGACCGGUUGCCAUGUUAGUGGCUGCAACAAAAGAGAGUGGUCAACAAGCAAAUAAACAACUUUCGUGUGAAGUCUGUGGUACUGUGCGAGAAUCAAAUUUAUCAUUUUUUGAGUUGACACCAGAAGUAAAAAAGAGAGUCAUGUGCAACGGUGCCACAAGUGGUAAUGCAACACCAGUGGCAAGUGGCAAUCCAGGGGAUAAAGAAUUAACACUGGGAGGAAUUGCAUUGCGACCUGGAAGUGGCAUUUGCGAACAUUGUUAUGUUCGAGGUGCAUUUCCAGAAGGAUAUGAUGCUGUUGAUUUUAUUUUAAUGCCAUCGUUAGCACGAAAUGAAUUAUCAUGGACUCAAGACGAGACAAAUGUCAUGCUUGAAGCUUUGAGUAAUACGCGACAAGAACAAGAUGAAAGUUGCGAUUGGAAUUUUGUGGCAUCAAAAGUGGGUACAAAAACGGCGAAAGAGUGUUUAAUGCACUUUUUAGAAUUGCCCAUACUUGAUCAAAUGGGUAUUUCUAAUCAGUCUUUUAAACCUUAUAAACCAGGUGAAGUGCUAAAUGCACCAGUUUUGAAUCUUGUUGCACUUGUUGAGCAAGUGGAUCCAUUUGUGGCGAAAGCAGCGGCACAAGCAGCAAUUGGUGCAAUCAAACGGCUUCAUACCAUGCCAAUAAUCGACACAAUCAAGAACGAAAAUAUCCCAGAAACAACCAAUGAGAAUGCAUCGUUUGAAGCUGCAUCGAAUGCAGUAGCAUUAAGCUCACAGACAGCUGGAAUUGCAGUAAAAAUUAAAUCGGAAGAUGUUGAUGAUGUGAUUGUACCUGUCAAGUGCAUUGAUGAUAGUAAAAAGGCACAAAUUCCGAAAGAAGUAAUUGCAGUAAGUGAAGAAGCAGCAAAUGCAACAACUGUUGCGUUGUUGGCCACACGAGCGCAACAAAUUGCAGGGAAUACGGCAAAUGGACCUAUUCGAGAAUUGGUGAAUCAGUUGCUUGAGAAUCAAUUGCAACAAAUUGAGCUGAAAAUGGAGCAACUUCAUGUAUUGGAACAAACCAUGAUUGCUGAAAAGAUGCAAAUUGCGGAAGAAAAGUAUCAACUCUAUGUGGAUCGUUUGGCUUUUGCUCAAGAGAAAGUCAAAGGUCGAAUGACCUGA